Cylindrotheca closterium is the source of this 633-nucleotide messenger RNA. NCBI's taxonomy places the organism in Eukaryota, Bacillariophyta, Bacillariophyceae, Bacillariales, Bacillariaceae. The record is from the annotation of a GenBank genome assembly.
AUGAUGACCCUUGAAUCCGUGAAAAGGCUGAACAACCAAGUUGUUUCCCUCUUGGACUGCGGGCUGUUUCAUGAAGCUUACCAGCUUUCGCUGACGGCGAUGGUACACUUUCAAGAGAUGGUAUCAAUGCCUGAAAUAUCCAAUUAUACUUCUUCGUCGAUCGAUGAAUACAUGGUUGCUCUAGGAAACUCGAGGGGUGGAGCGGCGGGUGACUUUGUGUAUCAGCAUGGUAUCACUUUCACUUCCGCUAUGGUGGAAGAUCCCUCAACGAUAACCUCAAUCCUUAUCUUCAACUCUGCCCUAUCGCACCAGCUAUUGGCUUCUGCGAUGUACUACAAAGAACCAGCAUCCUUGUAUCAACGCCUGCUCGAGAAAGCCAAAAUGCUGUACAAGCUUGCCUACAGUGAACAAAGAGGAGACUAUAACUAUAUAUUCAAGCUUACUGUCCUCAAUAAUAUUGGAGUAAUCUGCAGGUUACUUGACGAAGAAGAACAGGCACAGGAGUGCUUUGACCAUUUGGUGUCCUUGCUGAUGCAAGGAGUCGUCCAAUCCGGUGUCUGUGAUCACACUACGACGCAUUUCGAACAAUUUUGGGCAAACCUAACCGUGAAGCAUGUUGCCCCCGCUGCGUAA